ACAGACAAACACUUUAUUGUCUUUUCUUUUUUUUUAUUUCUUGUUCAUGCUUUUGUUUUGAAAAUUUUUGGUAAAACCGGAUACGUAGCUCGUUAAGUGCCGUGUUCUUUCCAAGAUCGGCGACUUGUUUCGGCCAUAGAUCGUCAUGCCUCGCAGACACAACCAGUCGAGCUCAGGACGAUCGAUGUGUCGUUUCAAAAAAAACAAGCGCGACUCGUUUUCUAAAGAAGCUGCUGCUCACAUUUUCAUUUUCAUGGUUUUACUUUUUUUUCUCUGUGAUAUUGUUUAAGUAACAGUUAUGUCGACAAAGAAACUCGCCAGAGAGCUCGGGUUACUGAGGCAGCGGAGUCAGUCUUCCUCCGGGACAAAGAGAGCGUUGGUGUCAAAUCAGACGUUUGCAUACCUGAUCGUGAUCGACUUCGAGUCCACCUGCUGGAGGGAGAAAAACAACUACACCCAGGAAGUCAUUGAGUUUCCUGCCGUCUUGCUCAACACCUCCUCGGGGGAAGUCGAGUCUGAGUUUCACACGUACGUUCAGCCCCAGGAGCAUCCCAUCCUGUCUGGGUUCUGCACCGAGCUGACCGGGAUUACACAGGUGCAAGUUGAGGAGGGGAUCCCCCUACAGAUCUGUCUCUCUCGGUUCGGUCGCUGGCUGCAAAACCUGCAGCUCGAGAUGGGAGUGGUCUUUCCCAACAACAAACAACAGAGGUGUUCUGCUCCUUCAGCUUCACAAAAACUUUGUACUUUCCUCACAUGGUCAGACUGGGAUCUUGGAGUUUGUUUGCAGUACGAGUGUAAACGCAAGCAGCUCCACAAACCUGAUGUGCUCAACAGCUGGAUUGACCUGAGAAGCACAUACCGACUCUUUUACGACAGGAAACCCAAAGGCCUGAAUGGGGCGCUACAAGAUCUGGGAAUACAGUUUUCAGGGAGAGAACAUUCAGGUUUAGACGAUGCCCGUAAUACAGCUCAGCUGGCAGCGAGGAUGAUGAGGGACGGGUGUGUAAUGAAGAUCACUAGAAGCCUUGAGAGGGCCCCAUCAAUAGUCAGACCUGUGCUCGGAAACAAAACAUCAGACGGGAAGAAAGAAAAACCCAACACCAAUAAAGAGGAAAAUGCACUCACCACAAACAAACCCUCAUUGUCCAAGAUUCCUCUUAAAUCGUGUCAAAUAAAGUCGAGUUCAGAGAAGAGUGGAGUGAAUUUGGACGCGAAGGAACGUUCAGGUUCAGUUCAAGAUUCUGCUCAAAUCUAUCAGAGCUUGAUUUCACCCAAGACACUUCUGAAUGGCACAACUACACCUCUGUGGACACAUGGCAGGAUGUCCGUCACAUCAGCGGCUGUCGCUGACACUUCCUCCUCGGUUACGGUAAAUCAUUCUACGCUACACAGUAACGGCAACAAGAGCCUCGUUCUGUGUUCUACCACUCUGGGCUACCUUUCUCGUCUACCACGCGCAAAACAGCUCUCAAAAACCAGAGCGACGGUGGAACUCGUGGACGAGGAGAACAGUGAAGAGCUUUCGUUGGAAAUGGAGGAGAGGUGUGGCUCAUAUGAUGAUGUGGUGUUGGAGGGUGAUGGAGAAUGUGGCACCGAGUACGUAUCAGAUUUCGACAGUGGGUGUUAUUUGGAGGAAGAGCCUGACAAUUCGCAUUCAAUAGGGCUUCGGGUCCCAUUAAGGGACAAUACGAGUGCUGAAAACAACUCGAAAAUCAGUGGCUUAUCCAUAACUUCUGUCCUUACAAAAAAGAGAAGAACGGAGCAGUUAAAUGGAAUAGAGCAGCACUCCGCAACUUCAGGGCCAAAUACAGAUUUUGUUGUACCUAAGGCGGUCACUUGGUUCUCCAAAACAGGACUUAGAACCUCUCUACAGUUCCAAGAGAAGUCAGGCGGAGCACCCAAAAGCGCCACAACAAACACACCCUCUCCACUCGGGCACAAACCGUUCAUCCCAGCAAAGACCUCCACACCUAAUACCUCAUUUGCCAAACCUAAACCAGUCAUGAUGCAUAACAGAAAGAACAAUGAGACUCCUUGGUCUUCUUUUACCAUCUACACUGACACAGCACAACAGGCUGGGGCGCCCUCGCGUAGCUCCCUGUACACCCCCAAGAGUGUCCUGUGCUCCUCGUCAGCCAACACACACUCAUCAUGCACCAGCCGCUCCUCCAUUUCUAUGACGAUGAACAGAGGACAGAGGAUCACAUCCCCGCUGUGCGGCUGCGGCCGCCGUGCCAAGCGGCAGGUCGUGUCCAACGGUGGUCCGAACCACGGCCGAGGUUUUUACUGCUGUCCGGUCCGCCGCUCGGGAAGCGGGGGCAGGGUCCAGAAGGGAUGCGAGUUCUUCAAGUGGGAGUCGUCUCUGAUGAAGAGCACAAGCGCUGUGGCCUCUCCAGCCGCCGUGGGCUCCGUUUCACUCGGUCACAUCAACUCGACUCUGAGCUGUCGUCCACAACAGAGGCCGACGCUAAGAAAAAGCUAUUAAUGUGUUAAAGAGAAGCAGUUGCACCAGAUCCAUGGGUUCAAGUCAUAUUCUCACAGAGACAUUUUCAAUCAAAGUAUAAUGUCUUCUCACAGAGAUUGUUCCUGAUUUGUUGGUUAAUCACUGCUUCCCCUUAACCUUAACCAGGAGAUCAUGAAGGACAUUUUAUAUCCAUCUGCCAAACAUGAAGUACAUAACAUACAGCUGUCAAAUCAAUGCCUUUACUUAAUAGAAAAUCAUUUUAAAUACUAAUGUUAGUGAUUCCAAUUUUAAUCAUUGAUCAUGAGUUAGAAAAUUCCAUCAGUGCAAACAAUGACUUUUUAUUCUACUUCACAUCAUUGUAAAUUGCAUAGAUUGGAACAUUUAGCUUUCAUUUUAAGAUAUGCAUUUGGAUUUGGGGUAUUUGUCAUGUACAUCAUGUGUGAAUUGAAUGAAAUAGAUAGAUAAGAUAACAUAGGUGCAUUAUUGAUCGCAAGCUGUGAAAUUCCAGUGUUAGGGCAACAGGUAUCACACAACACACAUUACAAAAUAUACAAUAUAUACAAAAUAUAAAUGUUGAAAAAUAUUCAAAAUAAUGAAAACAAAUAUACAUUACAUUAAUGUAGCAGUCGAUUUUGUCCAAAGCGACUUACAAUAAAGAAUAUAAAGAAUUUACAUGAAUUGAGAUUUACUUUAUUGAUUCCAAACUGGGAAAUUUUGGUGUUACGGCAACAAAAUAUGGUAUUGUGGUCAGUACAACAUAAAGAAGAUUACUUUAGAGAUUGAGGUAAAUAUUUAUCAUAAUUAUUAGAAUCGUUAAUUAUAACAAUAAAGAGUUGUGCUU
Scophthalmus maximus (turbot) is the source of this 3305-nucleotide messenger RNA. RefSeq names its product ERI1 exoribonuclease family member 2 (gene eri2). The transcript has 9 exons. The record is from RefSeq and is a predicted model, not a curated record. Gene Ontology annotation, molecular function: nucleic acid binding; 3'-5'-RNA exonuclease activity; zinc ion binding. NCBI's taxonomy places the organism in Eukaryota, Metazoa, Chordata, Actinopteri, Pleuronectiformes, Scophthalmidae. The coding region runs from base 299 to 2485 and encodes 728 amino acids. Gene Ontology annotation, biological process: exonucleolytic trimming to generate mature 3'-end of 5.8S rRNA from tricistronic rRNA transcript (SSU-rRNA, 5.8S rRNA, LSU-rRNA).